This is a messenger RNA of Chondrus crispus (carragheen), 3753 nucleotides long. RefSeq lists its product as hypothetical. The record is from RefSeq and is a predicted model, not a curated record. Bases 1 to 3753 code for a protein of 1250 amino acids. NCBI's taxonomy places the organism in Eukaryota, Rhodophyta, Florideophyceae, Gigartinales, Gigartinaceae. Gene Ontology annotation, molecular function: DNA binding; DNA-directed RNA polymerase activity. Gene Ontology annotation, biological process: DNA-templated transcription. The transcript has a single exon.
AUGCCAGGCUGUCGGCCGAUCACGCAUGGCGGGCUCGAAGGCGGGCUGCUUAGGGCGGGCACGGCGAUUAAUCGUGACGCCAUCCUCGCAUGGGUGCUAGACGAAACGGGGCGGGUGUGUGCUGUGCGGGCACCGGCGUCUGCCUGCGACGGGCCGGCAACACUGGUCUCGCUGCAAUGGAUCGCGCCGCCGGAGUUUGCGCAAGAAAAUAUCGCUCGUGGCGGGGCGCUGAAAUAUCGGAUUUCUCGGAGUGUGCCUCUUGGCGUGGGCGACAAACUGAUGGGGCGUCACGGUAACAAAGGGGUGAUCUCGACGCUUCUGCCCGAUGCGCAGAUGCCUUGCCUGCCCGAUGAUGAGCAGCUACCGGCGCAACUGCGCGGGCAGCCAAUGGAUUUGAUUCUCAAUCCGCAUGGGGUGGUCGGUCGCUUAAACAUCGGGCAGUUAGCAGAAACCCAAUGGGGGCUGGCGGCGAUGAUGGGGGCCACGCUGCCCGACACGUUGGCCUUUGGUGCACAAGAUCAUGCCGCGUUGCUUGAGGCGUUUUUUGCGUCGUUGGCGGACAGGACUCAGGGCCUUGUCGAUACAAACGGCAAAAUCCGGUUGUGCUUACCGGAUGGAACGCUGACAGAGCAGCCCGUUUGCGUGGGGGUUCAACACACCGUCCGAUUGGGUCACUCGCCGGCGCUGAAGGCAAACUAUCGCGGCGGGGGCGAACAAGGUUGCGCGACUUACAACAUGGUCACCGGUCAACCGGCGGGUGGCCGUCGCGUGGGUGGCGGGCAGCGGAUCGGUGAGAUGGAAAUGUGGGCGCUGGCAGCGAAUCGGUUGCCGGCCUUCUUGAAUGGCGUGCUCGGCUAUCGCUCCCAACCGCGACCAGCUAAUGCACAGCAAGAGGCUGACCGUUACUUUGCCGGCGGGCUGCACAAUGCGGUUAUUGCCCACCUGUUUGCUUUGGGGUAUCGAGUAAACGGGGUUGGCCCAGAGGCGCGAUUACAAGCGAUUGAGCCAGCGGAUCUCGAUGGCUUUGCCCAGGUGUUGCAUGGCGGGCUUUGGGAGUCUAGUCAACGCGUGCGCUUUGGCUGUCCGGGAUGCUCGUUGUUAAAGGAGGCCUUCUCCGUGUCGCUCGAUAGACGGGGGACGCCUGUGCCGGUGCGGGCGAGCCUUUGGCUUGAUCGGGUGCAGGUGGUGGCGCAGGAUUUGAAUGCGCUGCAAGGGUGGCUUAACAGACCCGAUCAUCUGGAUUUGGGUGUCGGUGAGAUCGCCUCGCAAGGGUUUCGCCUGCGAUUUGCGCACGGCAAACCUUUGCGUACAAACAUGAUUAUUAAGCGGGAAAAGAAUGGUCUACAGUGGCGUUUGGCGCUGCAGAUUGAGGACCCGUGCACCGAACUGCUGGCGCAGGAUCAUCCAGAGAUUUUGUUCGAAAGAGUCGCUGACGGGAACACAAAGUUGGCCUGGGCGGUGCUCGAUCUGCGCACGCGGAAACGCCCGGGGGCUUGGAAGCUUGCCCAGUUCUUCACCAAAUGUGCCAGCCACUACGGCAGUAAUCUGAUCGUUGAAGAUCUCACCGGGACCUCUAAAACACAAGCUGAACCGGAUGGAUUGGCCGACCCUAGGAUCUUCGGGCAAGCCGAUCUGCGCGAAGGGGGGGUGACCCGGGCUGGGGUUAUCGCAUUGGGGUGCACCGUUGUCCCGGGUCAUCCCGACGAGCAUUUACCGCCCCUGACGCACUGGCCAGUAUUGCCAUUCCGGUAUCGCUAUGAACCGCCGGCCAGCGUUGGCAGAGCCCGUGGACACGAUCGCCUAAAUGAACUGUAUCGUCGCCUGCUUGACGCGCGCGACACGGUUUCUUCAGAUAAACGUAUCAGCCGCGUUGGUUCUGUGAUCGGCCAGAUUCGUAAUGAGAUCGCAACACGUUUGUUCGGUCGCGUGGGCGAUCGCCAGCACCAAGCGCUAGCACCAAAGGUUGCCUUGGUGCGCGGGGCCGGCUUGGCGCGCCGUGUGAACUACAGCGGGCGUGCAGUCAUUGUUCCUGAUCCUGGAUUGUUGUGGCACGAAUGUUCGUUGUCCUUGCGGGCGAUUGUGACGUCAUUUGCGCCCUGGUUUCGACUUGAAGUGCUUGCCGCGGGCAAGCAAACUGCACGAUGGGCGGAUGAUCGGUGGUGGGCUGAACCGGACUUCGAGCAGCUUACGGAGCAGGACGGGGAGUCGCUGCAAUCAUUGGUUGAGCAGGUUUUAGCGCGUGAUGAGGGCGUAUGGACUCUGCUGGUGCGCAAUCCUUCGCUGCAUCGACACAACGUUCAAGGCUUUCGGGUGCGAUUACGCCGGCAUGAUCAGGGUGAAGUGAUCGGCAUCAACCCGUUAGUUUGCCGAGGGUUCAAUGCUGAUUUCGAUGGGGAUGAAAUGUCGUUUCAUGCAGCCAUUACGGUGGCCGAACGCGAUGAGGCGAUUUCGGCACGACCGAGCGCUCUGCAAAGCCGCUUGUCAUGGGCCGAAACGGGGCUUGUCCCAAUGUGCAGUUUGACGCAGGAUUUUUUGCUGGGCGAUUGGUUGCAGCGUCAACAGGACACAGAAUCCGAUACUCCCGCUGAGAUAAGCGGACUGGGUGGACAAGGUAGCGUCCGGGAGCGUGCCGCGCAGCUUUUUGUCAGUGCAAAAGAGGAGCGUCAGCUGAUCGCCCAGAUGACACACUGGUGCGAGCAGGUCCUAAAGCGGGCCACAAAGCGCGGGGCGUCCUUCUCGUAUGUGGAGCUUCGGGUAUUGGCACGAUACCUACUGGAGCAUACCGAUAACCAGGCAAGUGCUGCCGGCGCUGACCGUAAUGCGAUGCUUGGACAAGCUUGCCUACGAACGGUCCUGGCGUUGGCCAAAGCGCCCGAGCCGUUAGCGGGGCGAGACUUGGCGGCGAUGGCAGCCAGUGGUGCGCGUGGUGAUGCGGCGCAGCUGCGCCAGCUGUUACUAGAACGCGGUUGGCUAUCGAGUGGCGAUGAGAAGCUAGAUGCCACCAUCCAGACCCAAUUUGGGUUUGGACUGGUUCAAGGUGCCACUAAUGCUGCCAUGUUCUUUGACACCUGCUAUAGCGCGCGGGUAGAAAUGGCCGACAAGAAGCUUUUGGUGGCCCGUGCGGGCGGGUUGACUCGACGCUUGGUGUUUGCCCUUUGGCCCGUGACGAUCAGAGCGGGGAGUUGUACCAGCCCAGCGGACACAUUCCGUACUCCCGGUCAGUGCCGCUGGGCGCCACAACGUUAUAUUUGCGCUGCUUGCUAUGGGCCGCUCGCGGGGGGGGUGGCGCCAACGGCGGGCUUACCGGUCGGAUUGCUGGCGGCUCAGUCCAUCGGUGAGCGGGGGACCCAGUUGUCAAUGCAGAGUUAUCACGGCAGCGGCACGCAAUUUUCGAUAGGGGAUGUCAUUGCCGCGCUUAGGCCCCAGAAGGAAAAGGAUCGAGGGCCGUGGUUGUUAGAAGAGGAGUUUGUGCAGCGUUUCGUUAGUCAAUCAGCCUAUGCGAACCUUGAUCAACGUCACUUACGAUUGCUCUGGCGUUUUACUCACGGCGAGCAAAUGAGCCUCGCUCAGGCCGCUGUGACGGAUGGACUGGAUGCCCUGGCUAGCGUGCCAGCGAUUGCUGGUAAUAGCCCGUUCCGAAUGCCCGAGUCGGUGCUGGCACAAGCCCAGGUGGAUGCAUCAGCAUCUAGUUCUUUUCGGCCUUGGGCGCAGAUGUUGCAAGGACUGGCGCCGGUCAGCGAGGCCGAAUCAUGA